AUGGCGGUUUACCCCUCUCUCACCAUGUCACGGGCGGACGGCCCCGACUGCCGGGGCGCAAGAAAAAAAACAAAACGUCAGCAGAGUUUCUCCUCGCGAGGAGUUCUCCUUCCGCGCCGCCGCGCUCCAGCUAUGCCGGGCAUGCGGGAACGGCAACACGAGAAGUCACGUGACUCGGGACCGAGCUGUCAAAUUGCUUUCGGGGGAGAAACCGGGAAUGCCGCUGCGGUCUUACCUCGGUCGGAGCAUCUCGGAGCGGGACCUCUGGGCUCGGCCGCGACCGGACCUUCUCGCUCCGGCUACGUCAAAACACAAGAGAGAGAAAUUUCAACUGGCUUGCGUGGGAGGCCGAGCAUACUGGGAAAUGACUGGACGCGAGUAAGCGCGAGGAGGAAACCGGGAGGGGAGAUGAUGACGACUUCCACGUGUGCGGCGGGAGGAGUGCAAGUCGUCACCGCAUUCCUCGGAGGAAGACCUCAAAAUCAUCUUUACGGAAGAAAAGCAGAGCUUUGUCUGCAACCAGAUAUCACAAUUAUCACUUCGGAACCUUCAGCCUUACCCUCAACUUCAUGUGUUUGGUCUGCAGGCAUCCAGCCCCCACCGUCCUAUGAUCAGGUGAUCCAAGAAAAGACCCGAGAGGAGCACAUUGUUCGGCCUACGGCGGCCCCCCGACGUUCUGCGUCUUGCACCGCCAACGCCUACUCCACACAGACCGACCCUGCCAAGGAGCAAUCAGCCGGUCCUAAGCCACAAAAACCACCGAGAACAUCCUUGUCCAGACCUGAACAUCUGUCUGAAAACGAUCCACCCAAGUCACAAGAAAGAGUUCAGAGCACCAGAUCAGUGACGGUCCACUUGGAGGAGACCGCGCAACCUCAACCAACUUCUGUUUCGGCCUCACAAGCCAAACCUGUUCCGCUUCCACGCAUGAAACCCAGAAAACAAACGCAAGAUAACGUUGAAUCUUUGAUCCGAUUUGAAGACGAUGACAUCCCCUCCAACUCUAUAAACAGCUCCUCCAAUGAGUAUCUGAAAGAGCUGCUGGGGGCUUUCGAUUCUAGCGGAGACCGGGGAUAUCAAGAAGAACGAGUUCUUGGCGAGAUGUACGCCAGCGUCAAUAAGCGAAACAGCCACGCUCAUAUCCAGUCCUUCGAGAUUCAGACCGCCCCCGAGGACUGGAGCGGCGUAGAACCCAUCAAACCGCUCCCUAUCCCCAGAAAACCCCCGAAACCCCUGCCGCCUACCAGAUCGAUGUCGUUUCAGGAUGGUCAAAAUGUGUCGAACCAGGAUCUGACGCCGAUUUUCACACCUCAGACACAGCCGAAACCUGCGGCAAAACCGUUGCGAGACGAACUUGAGACCCUGCUCUCAAAGGGCGGACCCCCGCUCCGGACGCGCCCGGUUCUGACAAGGGGGAACAGCGUCCGCGUUGAGGAGCCUCCCUUGCCGCCGAGACCUCCGGCCAAGCCCCCCAAGGAACCCUUGAAAGCAAACCUGAACGUCAACAACCACAACUCAACUGCAGUUCUCGAAGAAGACAUAUAUACCUGCCCUGCGCCAAAUCCACCACCUGUCAUGGCUAAACCCCCCGUAAGAAGGAGGCCCACCACCAUCAGAGUGCCCAGUCAAAUCGCCACAGAAAGUCUCCAAGGAAAGGCGCCGCCCCCUCUUCCCGCUCGGAAUCCCGUCGGUCUGGCGAACGCGGCGAGACUCACGAAGCAAAAGGCUUUACCUAGCAUCCCGACAGAGACGACGUCAAGCAACAGACCUCUUCCGGCGCUGCCGAAUCAGCAGAAAAGUACGGUGCCACCCAAGCCCGGGCCGGGACGACCACCGGCGCCCAAGCUCGGGCCGGGACGACCGCCGCCGCCCAAACCCACUAAAGGGUUCGUCCUGCCGCCCAGACCGGUCCAAGGCCACCAGCUCUACGACAAAUACAACGUUCCACACGAGACCGUUGCCUCAGACUUGAAUAGAAACCGCAGUGACGAACUGACAUUUCAGGCUGAAAGUCCCGCUGGCAGGCAGGAAAAUGGACUCACGGUUCAAGCCACGCAUGAUUUCACUCCAGAGGGUCCGGGAGAACUGGGCUUGAAGUCCGGUGAUGUCAUCAAGGCGGUGGAGCGCGUGGACGGCGAAUGGUACCGGGGCACUUGUAAAGGAUCCACCGGUUACUUCCCAGUUAACUUUGUCAAAGUGCUACCGGGCGUACCGCCAAAACCUGUUCCGGAGAAGAGACCAAAACCGCUUCCAACUAAAGUCAUCGGUCCCAAAUCCUUUGAGUUGGACAGCGAGAGCGCCGAAGUGUCGCCGUGGGCGAUGGGCGACGGCAGCCGAAUUUUCCCCGACAAUCCACCGUCCGCACAACAGAAAAGUCGGACGCCUUCCACCAGGGUCGCGUUGCCAGGCAUGGCCAAAUGUUCCGGAAAUCAGCCAGAAGCGGUCCAACCUGCUCAGUCGUCGGUGGAGUGGGCGCUAGCUCGCCACGACUUUAACGGCGAGUCUGCCAACGAGCUGUCCUUCAGUCGGGGGGACCGCAUCCUCGUCACCCGCCACGUGGACGACCAGUGGAGCGCCGGGAGGCUCGACGGGAAAGAGGGAAUCUUUCCCAAGUCAUUUGUGGAGAGUUGCCAAGGAACAGGUUCGACGUCGUCGCAUCAAUUGAUGGGAAGGGCAAUGUACGAAUUUACUUCAGAUUCUGUUGAAGAGCUUUCUUUGCAGGUCGGGGACAUCAUCACCAACCUGGAGUCCAUGGAUGACGAAUGGUUCCUGGGCGAUUUAAGGGGCAAACGGGCGCUGGUGCCCAAAAACUAUGUUCAAGUGCUUUGACGCUAACUUGUGCUGAAUUCAAGGCAGUAUUGGAUUGCUUGCAUUCCAGUUGCAAUUUUGUUCUUUUGACUACUAAUUCUGUAAUAAAAUAGUUGUACACGGACGCCAUCUUACUUUGGAAGAUGGAAUUGCAAUUUAUUUUUGAAGGCUAAAAAACAUUAACAGCCAUUUGUUGGUUUGAGACCAGAAAGCAAAAAUAUUUGAAUAUUUUCUUUAACAAAACACAUAUUAAUGGGCUGCGCCCCAAAUGCUUUUUCCUAUUAAAAGAAUCCACUUCUGACUUUUUGUUUCAGAUUGUGAUUGAAUUAGGGCUGUCAAACGAUUAAAAUUUUUAAUCGCGUUAAAUCACAGCUUAAAAAUUAAUCGUAAUUAAUCGCAAUUCAAACCAUCUCCAAAAUAUGCCAUAUUUUUCUGUAAAUUGUUGGAAUGCAAAGACGGAUAUAUAUUCAACAUACUGUACAUAAGUCCUGUAUUUGUUUAUAACAAUAAAUCCACAAGAUGGCAUUAACAUUAUAAACAUUCUGUGAAAGGGAUCACAGAUAGAAUUGUAAUUCUUAAAAGAUAAAUGUGAGUGCAAGUUAUAGUAAUUUUGAUAGUUUGUAUAUUGUGACUAAAUAUUGCCAUCUAGCGUAUUUGUUGAGCUAAACU
Messenger RNA from Corythoichthys intestinalis (scribbled pipefish), 3477 nucleotides. RefSeq names its product SH3 domain containing 19 (gene sh3d19). Gene Ontology annotation, molecular function: protein binding. Gene Ontology annotation, cellular component: ESCRT-0 complex. The record is from RefSeq and is a predicted model, not a curated record. Bases 1 to 2829 code for a protein of 942 amino acids. Lineage: Eukaryota; Metazoa; Chordata; Actinopteri; Syngnathiformes; Syngnathidae. The transcript has 18 exons. Gene Ontology annotation, biological process: protein transport to vacuole involved in ubiquitin-dependent protein catabolic process via the multivesicular body sorting pathway.